Pectinophora gossypiella (pink bollworm) is the source of this 1459-nucleotide messenger RNA. Its product is annotated as prostaglandin reductase 1-like. Gene Ontology annotation, molecular function: 15-oxoprostaglandin 13-reductase [NAD(P)+] activity; 2-alkenal reductase [NAD(P)H] activity. Gene Ontology annotation, cellular component: cytoplasm. The record is from RefSeq and is a predicted model, not a curated record. The transcript has 6 exons. NCBI's taxonomy places the organism in Eukaryota, Metazoa, Arthropoda, Insecta, Lepidoptera, Gelechiidae. Gene Ontology annotation, biological process: prostaglandin metabolic process. Bases 368 to 1384 code for a protein of 338 amino acids.
GAGAACAUAUUUUUUUCUUACUGCCAACACCAGCGAGUGAAAGCCAACACGACCGACUCAAGCGCUGAUAAAUAACAGAAUUGUAAUGUUGGUGCGUAAGUAUUUAAAUCUCCCGCUUUUAAACAACCUACUUUAUUUAUUAUUGCGUUACGUAUACUUUACCUACGUAGGUGUGUGGUAUAUUACUGUCCUUGUUGUUAGAUAGUGAUUAACACCGCAAACACCGGUCGAUUUUGUAGCGAGAACCGACAUAUUUCAAGUGUUAUUAUUAAUAUAUCGAUAAAAACUUGUUUCUGAUAAAACUUUUAACUGUCAUGUAGGUAUUAUUGCUGUUUUAUAGGAAUUUUGUACGUGAAGACUGAUCGAAAUGGUUUUAGCUAAGAAAUACGUUGUCGUAACACCUUUUGUUGGAGAACCAAAAAAGAGUGACUUCGAUAUUGUACAAGAACACCUGCCGGCUUUAAAGGAUGGUGAGUUCCUGGCUGAAGCUGCAUAUUUAAGUGUCGACCCAUAUCAGAGAAUGAAGAUUGGGAAUGCGUUUCCCUGUGAUAUGAUUGGCGGCCAAGUUGCUAGAAUUACCGAGAGCAAAAACAAAGAUUAUCCAGCAGGAUCAUGGAUAAUGGGGCACCUUGGUUGGCGGACACAUACAAUCGUGAACCCAGAGGAAGAUGCGAAGAGAUGUGCCCAAAAACCAUUUCUGUACCGUCUACCUGACUUCGGAGACUUACCUGUUUCUUUGGGACUAGGAGUUUGCGGACGGGUUGGGAACAGUGCUUACUUUGGUUUUACUCAAAUCUGUCAGCCGAAACCUGGCGAGACAGUGGUCGUGUCCGGAGCCGCUGGGGCAGUCGGCUCCCAUGUGGGACAAAUUGCUAAAAUAUUGGGAUGUAAAGUAAUCGGCUUUGCCGGAACGGAUGAUAAAUGCGAAUGGUUAGUAAAAGAGCUUGGAUUCAACUACGCAGGGAACUAUAAGACCGUAGAUAUAGCACAGUUUCUCAAGGAGAGUGCCCCAGAAGGAGUGGAUUGUUACUUCGACAACGUAGGGGGGGAGCUGAGUAGUGUAGUGAUAUCACAGAUGAACCAGUACGGCAGGAUCGCAGUCUGCGGAGCUAUUUCCAGCUACAAUGAAACUAUAGCCGAAAAACGCAGAGCUACAAUGCUCCAGCCCUUUAUCGUCGGCAAACAACUAAAAAUUGAAGGAUUUCAAGUAAAUCGAUUUGCUGAAAGAACUCAAGAAGGUGUCAUCCAAAAUUUGCAAUGGGUGAAAGAAGGAAAGUUAAAAUAUAAAGAACAUAUUUUCGAUGGAUUCGAGUCAGCCGCCGAUGCAUUCAUAGGACUAUUUCGUGGAGUCAACACAGGAAAAACACUUGUGAAAGUGAACUAAAUACACUUUAUUUAGAAAACCUUCACUUAUUCUAUAACAUGCUUAAUGAAAUAAAUCUAAGAUGCACUGACUUAA